AUGGAAUCUCCGGCGAUUAAGUCCUCCACCGUGAAGAUGGCGGAACUUCCGCCUCGACGUGGAAGAGUGAAGAGAGAGAUAUUCGGUGUUAUAGCUAACUCCGUCGUUUCCGCAGCCGCGAGAGCCGGCGGAGCGUUCGGGAGGAAAGCCGGAGGUGGUGGUGGAAGCUCAUCUUCCUCCACCGCCACUCCUCCGACGAGCGGUUACAACUCCGACCAGAUCAACCAGUCUUCUUAA
This is a messenger RNA of Microthlaspi erraticum, 237 nucleotides long. The record is from the annotation of a GenBank genome assembly. Lineage: Eukaryota; Viridiplantae; Streptophyta; Magnoliopsida; Brassicales; Brassicaceae.